Salvelinus fontinalis (brook trout) is the source of this 6569-nucleotide messenger RNA. RefSeq lists its product as uncharacterized. Gene Ontology annotation, biological process: positive regulation of translation. Gene Ontology annotation, molecular function: mRNA 3'-UTR binding. The transcript has 16 exons. Gene Ontology annotation, cellular component: cytosol; cytoplasmic stress granule. The record is from RefSeq and is a predicted model, not a curated record. NCBI's taxonomy places the organism in Eukaryota, Metazoa, Chordata, Actinopteri, Salmoniformes, Salmonidae. The coding region runs from base 79 to 5211 and encodes 1710 amino acids.
AGGGUGAGUGAGAGGAACUGUGUCUGAGUGUUGGUGAAGUGCUGCUUUGCUGUUUUAGAAGCUGGUAGCGUAGUGAAAAUGGGGUGCUGCUGCAGUAAGGAGCUGAGCCCAGGCCUGCUAAGUGAGAGGACCAGGCUGCUUCAGGCAUCAAGCCCAGAGGCGCUGGGGAUCAAGAACCAGGACAGACUACACACUAAUGCUUUGGCUCAACAUGUGUCUGACCAACUGGCUCAACACACGUGUGUACCGGACGGACCGGCCAAAUGGAAACUUCAGGAACAGGAGAAGAAGAACAAUGUCAUCCCGGACAACGUGUCGACAGGCCCCAAGGCGAGGCAUAGCAGUGUCCGUGGCAUGCGGAGUGGGGGGCUACUCACUCCGCAACACUCACACGAGGAGGAACUGGCUAUUAUUAACGCCUCCACAGGCCCCAGCAUGGUCACACAGACAAACACGGACACACACACACACAUGGACUCGACGGAGGCAGGCGUGCCACACACACACGCUGCCAAGGCCAGCUGUGGGAAUGUUCCAUAUUUGGAGGGGAGUGUGAAGAGCCCAUUAAAACAGAAGAUAGCAGAGAACACUAUGGAUAAUUCCGUUAGACAAAGGAUACAGAGCACCAUGGAGAACCCACCCAAACAGAAGAUGGAGAAGACAAUGGAGAACCUAGCGAGACAGAUAGAGAAUACCAUUCAGAACCCAGACAGACAGAGGAUAGAGAAGACCAUUGAGGUCCCAGAAAGACAGAGGAUAGAGAACACUGUGGAGAGCCCAGUGAGACAGAGGAUAGCGAAGAACGCCCUGCUCAGGUCUACCUGGUUCAACCAGACCCCGGAGCCCGGCCAGGAAGAGACAGAGGGCUGGAGGACCCCCCUGGUCGGAACAUCCCCAACCCACCAGCUGUAUGAUAUCAGAGCUGGGGGGGAUUCCACUAGAGUAGGACCAGAGGAAGAUGAGGAGGAAGACUGUGUCAUCAGGGCAACCCUGGGGCGGGGUUUCAGGGCCAGAGCUCAGAGCUUCUACAGCAUCUGUUCCAUCGAUGCUGACGACCUAGACACUGACCAAUCCAACACAGAGGAACAUACAGCCUUCAUCCAAUCACACACAGCGGAACCUACAGCAAUCGAAUCACACAUAGCCAAAACUACAUCCUCUAUUCAAUCCCACGUAGCCGAACAUACAGCUUCUAUCCAGUCACACAUAGCCGAACCUACAGCUUUCCAAUCACAUUCAGAGGAACAUACAGCCUCUAUCCAAUCACACACAGAAAAACUUAAAGCCAAUGACCAAUCACACAGAGUGGAACCUACAGCCUUUGACAAAUCCCACGGUGAGCCCCCCGAGGCACCCGUUCUGCCGGACCUUCUCUGGAGAAGCUAUGAGGACCCUCAGACUUCACAACAGGACAGCUCCAUCGCCCCCGGAGACAUUACAGAUCCCGACAUACUUGAGCUGACAUCACGCCAGGAGAAGAGUGUGUGUGUGAAGGACGAGAAUGUGUGUGUUAAGAAGACAGGUAUUUUGUCCACAGUGAAGACUGUUGAUAGCAGCCAGGAAGGAGAAAACAAAAAGAGGCAUUUGAACCUCCAUGAUACUCAUAACAAUAUUCCCACCCCCACAUACCCCUGGCCUCCUAACCCUACCAUUACAGAGGAGCAACUCACACACAGCCCCAGCCUUAGCUCUAGUCCUAGCCCCAAAUCCAGCCCCCUGCUUGGGGCAGUGGAUGGGGCCACAUGUGUAGAGGAGAUGGAGGGGAUUGAGGUAUACCAAGCUGUCUCAGUGAGGAUGAUCAGUGAGUGGCUGAAAGGAGAGACAGAGGAGGAGGAGGAGGAGGAGACCAUACUCAGCAGCACAGUGGAAACCACACUAACAGAGGUAUCACCAGUCUCCACACUCUCCUCACUAUCCACAGUCUAUCCAGUCUUUGCAGUGUCUCUACCCAUGGACUUUCCUGUCCACUCAUUCAAAUCUGACCUUAGACCAGUGGAUAUGGAACAUGAAGUUGGAACAAAACCUGAUCAGUAUAAUACUACUUCUGACAGCAACGCCAAGCCUGAUCAAAACACAACUCAUGUGUAUGCUGGGAGACCUGAUAGGGAUGAUGUAAAACCUACUGGAAAUAACAGAAGCCCUGUUGAUGACUCAGAGCUCACUGAUUGGCCAGUCCAGGCUGAGGAUAUAGUGGGAAGGUCUGCAGCAACACAGAAGGAGCCGGAAACCAGUGUGGAACAGAAACACUGGCAGGAAAUGGCUGCCAUCACCAGUCACCCCACAAGAGAGAGCAGCUAUCCUCAGAAUUGUAGAGAGGACAGAGAGAGCAGAAAUCUUUCUCAGGGUUGUGAGGACAUAGAGAGCGGCCAUCUCUCUGAGGAAAGAGGAGGCUCUACUCCUGUCUCUCAGGACCUGCCUAGCGGGGACACUUACUUACAGCCCUGUCCUUCAUCCUCCUCUUCCCAUUUCCUUUCAAUAGGUUCAGAAUGGAGAGAUGGGAGGUUGAGUUCAGAGGGAGGAACUGAACCCACUGACUGCAGAAACCUGUCUGAGAAGAACACAGAGGACGGAACACCCGCGGAGGACGGAACACCCGCAGAGGACGGAACACAUGCGGAGGAAGGAACACCCGCGGAGGACGGAACACACGCGGAGGACGGAACGCACACGAAGGACGGAACACACGCGGAGGACGGAACGCACACGGACAAAAGGGCAGAGAUACACACUGAGAAUAGAAUAUCCCUCCUAGAGGAUUGUGCUGCAACAGACAGUAGCGUGUGUAGUAUAGGAACACAGUCUGACAGUAGUUUUGGGACACUACCUGAGGACACUGAGUGUAGUAAUAUAGCAACAAAUGACAGUAUGUUUGUCACCCCUGUUUUCCCCCCUGUGACAUUUGGAUUCAGCCCAUUUGAUGAACCCCUGAAGUUUGUUUCCCACGGCGAUGACUGCUCAGAUGUGGACUACCCUGUAGACGAUGCAACGACGGCAGAUUCCUAUUUGUUGGCGGGAGUGCUGGGAGUGGAGCCUGAUCAGAUUGACGUUUACGCCUCGACCCCCUCUUACCAGAUACAGAUCCUGGGUCAGGGGUCACUGGCUGUCACCACGGACAUGGACACCGUGGGGGUGAGAGGACAGGUCGAGGAAGGCGGCAUGAAAGACAUGGUGUCAGAACUGCUGGGAGAGGAAGGGGACCCCACCCUCUCUGGCCUCUACCCCUCUCCCUGGACGCAUUUAGGGCCAGGGCUGGUAGAGGAAGAGGUCUGUGGAGGAUGGGCCCAGGGGCUGGCCCAGGGUAUGGUGCCCAGCCAGGGUGAGGGUGAGGAGGGCUGCGAGGAGGAGCAGCCCCCUAGCUCCAUGGCCCUGCUGGGAGUCUACCCCACCUACAGCACUCUUCUGCCUCAGGACUCUUGUCUCUGGGAAUGGCACCAUCAGUACCAGCCUAAAUCCACCCUGGUCUCUGAGCUCAACCCCAACGCUCAGGUAUGGGCCAAUCACAUGCUUAGUCUGGACCCCUCUGGCUCCAUCUACACUGACUCCCGUCUACCAUGGCUGGGUGUUAACCAGGAAGGGUAUGACCAGGGAUAUGACCCGGAGGAAGUGGGCAAGGCUCAGCUGGAACCGAGCGUCGUAGAAUUCCCAACGGUCACUAUGGGAAACCUGUCAACCAAUGGCCUGGUCCAGGACAGCUGUCUAUCAGAGGAGCUCAUCGAUCAGCUGAAGACCUCACUGGAGUCCUGUCUGUCACGGGAAAACCUUGCCAACGACCUCUACCUCGUCUCCCAGAUGGACAGCGACCAGUUUGUUCCCAUAACAACGCUAGCCAACCUCGACCACAUCAAGAAUCUCAGCACGGACUUGGAACUCAUCUCUGACGUCCUCAAGUCCUUGCCGCUGGUCGAGGUGGCAGAAUGCGGGCAAAAGGUACGGCCCAAUCAGGGACGCUGUAUCGUCAUCCUCCGAGAGGUCCCGGAGACCACACCCCCAGAGGAGGUAAAGGCUCUGUUUGCGUGUGAGAGCCUCCCCAGGAUCCAGAGCUGUGAGUUUGCCCAGAACGACAACUGGUUCAUCACCUUUAAAACUGAGGCUGACGCUCAACAGGCAUUUCAGUACCUGAGAGAGGAGGUGAGGACGUUCCAGGGAAAACCCAUCAAGGCACGGAUCAAGGCCAAUGUGAUGGCAGUCACAUCUUACGCUCCAAAGAAUGGCUACAGGCCCCGCGCAAUGGACUCCUGCACCAAUCAGCAGCCAUACAACCCAUACUACGCCCCUCCCACUUUCCAGCAGCCCCACCCACAGCUUUACCCAAUGACCAAUCAAAGUUUGGCUGCCAUGGCCGGAUACACGGACCCUGACCUGCAGAUGGCGUCAUUAUCUGGCUUCAUGAACGGCUUCCCAGGAGGCCCCAGCUUCAAAAUAUCCCCCUCAUACAGACACAGAAGGGGGAACCGUGGGCAGCGGGACCAGAGGCGGCGUUCUGGCGACAGGGAGCCGGGUCUUCUGGAUGACCCCCCCUUCUUCCCAGAGCAUGUACCAAUAGGCCCCCCUGGCCCCCACAGGCAGGGCCGGCCACGGUUACCAGGCAACAGGCGUAGGGAGGGAGAGGGGGGUCAGCGUGGAGGGAGAAGGGAGUCAAGGUCCUCCCCAAGCACUGGCAUAGGAAGGAGAGGCCCCAUUGGUCAGAGGAGGAGAAGAGAUGAGAAGUACACUAGAGAGCCCCCCAAGUCGCCCCCCCGCUCCUUGUCUCCCAGUCUGGAGCUGGGCCCUACUAGCUUCCCCCCACUGCCCCCGGCAACAGCCUCCAGAGAAACACUUACCAUAGCAACCAGCAAUCACAAAGCAACCUGCAACCACAAGAGUGCAGUUACAGACAGCAGUACCAGCCAAUCAACCACUGUGACAUUACAAGACCUCCAGCCUAUCACAGUAUUGCCUCAGAAAACCCUCCCCCCAGAGAAGCUGAAGGAAACCAUGCCAUCUCCCAAGAGGACCACAGCAGCUCCUCCGACCGUGAAAGAACCUCUCCAGACCACGAAGGAAAACAGACCAGCAGUGGAGUCCAAGAAGCCAAGCUACGCUGAGAUCUGCCAAAGGAUACGAGCCAAUCAAACGCUUUGCGCAAACCCCAUUGACCACACCCCAUCCGGGGCGGAGCUUGCCCCAGCCUAUCCUGCACAGGAGUCUGACCAGGCUCAGUUACCACGGUGACCAGAGUGAGAUGGUUACUUUUGGUUGGGGAGGGCAAGAGGGGAGGAGGAGAGAAGAGGAAGAUGUUUUUCAAGUCCAAUAAAAAAAUCUAUAGCCCUUUAAUGUUGAUGUUUUGAUUUAUUUGAUUUAUAAAGUUUAGUUAGUUUUAGAAGCCAAGUUGUAGAACUCUUGUUUCUCUCUGCUGUCUGUCUGUCCAUCUUGUGUCUGUCUCUCUGUCUGUCUGACGGAACUCUCUGAAUUCUUUACGGUUUAAUAUUGAUUAAUUUAUUUUUAUGAAUAUUGAUUAGUAUUUAGAGCAUCAGACAUACUUCUGUAUUAAUUCCUAAGUCUAAAUAACUUCAGCGGAACAGUUACAGUAACUAUACGGAACACACUGGAACAGUUGCAGUAACUACACUGGAACACACUGGAACAGUUACAGUAACUACACUGGAACACACUGGAACAGUUACAGUAACUAUACUGGAACACACUGGAACACUUACAGUAACUACACUGGAACACACUGGAACAGUUACAGUAACUACACUGGAACACACUGGAACAGUUACAGUAACUACACUGGAACAGUUGCAGUAACUACACUGGAACAGUUACAGUAAAUACACUGGAACACACUGGAACAGUUACAGUAACUACACUGGAACAGUUACAGUAACUACACUGGAACAGUUACAGUAACUACACUGGAACACACUGGAACAGUUACAGUAACUACACUGGAACAGUUACAGUAACUACACUGGAACAGUUACAGUAACUACACUGGAACACACUGGAACAGUUACAGUAACUACACUGGAACACACUGGAACAGUUACAGUAACUAUACGGAACACACUGGAACAGUUACAGUAACUACACUGGAACACACUGGAACAGUUACACUAAGUACAAACAGCCAGGCACUGAGUGCCAAGAAGCUAAAAAGCCAAGAAGCUAAACUGAUUUCAUAUCGAAAUUUGUUUCUGCAUGAGUUUUAGAUGUAUUUAUUUACUGUUUUAUUUAGAUGGAAUGUCUUGUGUGUUGAUUGGUUUGUGUUGUUUUGAGUUUGGAGGGUGGGUGUCUGUUUAGAAGAGAAACAUCUGCGGUGGAUAUUGAUAUGUGUACAUACAACACUGUUAGCGUUAACAAAUUGAAUUUGAUUUGGAAUCAGGGGUAGCUGAAGGGAGAGGGUGGGGGAUGUAGAUAAAGCUUUCAGUUCGCAUUUCCUAUGUUUGAGAGUGAUUCAGUGUGCAAAUGCGGGUAAUCGAUACAGAAUUAAGGCACGAAAGUGAAUAUGUUAUUUUUUCUGUACAGAUGUAAAUAAUUUGACUAUUAUUAAACAAGUGCCUUUAAUAAUAAACAAUGGGAAACUC